AGAGUCGCACUCCAGGGGUUGGGGGGUUGUGGGUAUGUAUUUGGUGCUCCCUUGUACUUGUAGAAAUUUUGCUAAUAUCACUUAGAAAAACCCAGAUUGCUCUAGAAUACAUUCGCCAGCGUUCCAGUGAAGGACAUUGUAAUGUUUUUUGGGUGCAGGGAAGUGGGAUAUUGAAGUUUACGGUGGGUUUCAAGGCUAUUGCACAGCAUGUUCGAAUCCCCCAAGCGGGGACUGAGAAGGACGAAGUGGAGUUGCUCCGGCGUACAAGGACAUGGCUCGAAGGUCGCGAUAGUGGCGACUGGAUCCUAGUCAUUGACAAUGCCGACAAUGAAGCCGACUUUAUUGGAAACAAUAGCCCCAUUUCCAAGUUUGUACCACAAGGGCGUGAAGGGACUGUAAUAUUCACGACUAGAUCUCGGCAGGUGGCGAUUCGACAGGGCUGUAAGAUUAUCAAGGUUGGGGAGAUGGAGCCGGAAGAGGCCCUUAGGUUGUUUUCAAAGCGGUUUGAUAGCUGGCAGAGCUUGGGAGGUGAAGAGAGGAGGACGGUUUCAACGAUCCUAGACUCGAUGGGUCACGUACCGCUGGCUGUCGUUGGCUCAGCAGCUUUUAUGGCUGAGAAUGAGACAUCACCCUCUGUUUACUGGCCAAUCUUCCAGGAGAAUGAUAAGCGAGCAAAAGAACUGCUUUCUGAGCAGUUUUCCGAGAUCCAACGCGAGGCCGACAUGACCGAAAGUAUCCUGGGUACCUACUUUAUCACUUUUGACAGAAUUACCGAACAAAUGCCCCUGAUGGUAAAGCUUCUGGGGCUGCUUGCGUCCAUCGAUCGGCAGAACAUACCCAAGGAACUACUCACUCAUUCUGGACUGGAGGGUAUGGAUGAUUCGCUUAAAUUUUGUCGGGCGAUUGGGAAACUAUUGAGGUUCUCACUGGUUACAGAAUCCAAACUUGAAGGCACAACAUUUUAUGAGCUUCACCGUCUAGUCCAGCUCUCUAUCCAGACAUAUCUAUCGAUAGAACAGAACAACCAAGGGAGGACUGUGGGACUGCGGGCUGUCUCAAGGCUGUUCCCUAAGUAUGAGUACAAGCGGCGGAAUAUUUGUACAGCUUACAUGUCUCAUGCGCUGGUAUUAACUAAGGAAUCAACGGAUACAAUUUGUGAAGACCUUUU
Molecule: messenger RNA, 1168 nt
Organism: Tuber aestivum (summer truffle)
Lineage: Eukaryota; Fungi; Ascomycota; Pezizomycetes; Pezizales; Tuberaceae
Source: the annotation of a GenBank genome assembly